Messenger RNA from Piliocolobus tephrosceles (Ugandan red Colobus), 1896 nucleotides. Its product is annotated as keratin, type I cytoskeletal 14-like. Gene Ontology annotation, biological process: intermediate filament organization; epithelial cell differentiation. Gene Ontology annotation, cellular component: cytoskeleton. The transcript is spliced from 9 exons. Lineage: Eukaryota; Metazoa; Chordata; Mammalia; Primates; Cercopithecidae. Bases 1 to 1896 code for a protein of 631 amino acids. The record is from RefSeq and is a predicted model, not a curated record. Gene Ontology annotation, molecular function: structural molecule activity.
AUGACCACCUGCAGCCGCCAGUUCACCUCCUCCAGCUCCAUGAAGGGCUCCUUCGGGGGCGGCAUCGGGGGCGGCUCCAGCCGCAUCUCCUCCGUCCUGGCCGGAGGGUCCUGCCGCGCCCCCAGCACCUACGGCGGGGGCCUGUCUGUCUCCUCCUCCCGCUUCUCCUCUGGGGGAGCCUACGGGCUGGGGGGCGGCUAUGGCGGUGGCUUCAGCAGCAGCAGCAGCUUUGGUAGUGGCUUCGGGGGAGGAUAUGGUGGUGGCCUUGGUGCUGGCUUCGGUGGUGGCUUGGGUGGUGGCUUGGGUGGUGGCUUAGGUGGUGGUGAUGGGCUUCUGGUGGGCAGUGAGAAGGUGACCAUGCAGAACCUCAACGACCGCCUGGCCUCCUACCUGGACAAGGUGCGUGCUCUGGAGGAGGCCAACGCCGACCUGGAGGUGAAGAUCCGCGACUGGUACCAGAGGCAGCGGCCCGCUGAGAUCAAAGACUACAGUCCCUACUUCAAGACCAUCGAGGACCUGAGGAACAAGAUUCUCACAGCCACAGUGGACAAUGCCAACGUCCUUCUGCAGAUUGACAAUGCCCGCCUGGCUGCGGAUGACUUCCGCACCAAGUUCGAGAUGGAGCAAAACCUGCGGCAAGGAGUGGAUGCUGACAUCAAUGGCCUGCGGCAGGUGCUGGACAAUCUGACCAUGGAGAAGUCUGACCUGGAGAUGCAGUAUGAGACUCUGCAGGAGGAGCUGAUGGCCCUCAAGAAGAAUCAUAAGGAGGAGAUGAGUCAGCUGACUGGGCAGAACAGUGGAGAUGUCAAUGUGGAGAUAAACGUUGCUCCUGGCAAAGAUCUCACCAAGACCCUCAAUGACAUGCGUCAGGAGUAUGAGCAGCUCAUUGCUAAGAACAGAAAGGACAUCGAGAAUCAAUAUGAGACUCAGAUAACCCAGAUCGAGAAUGAGGUAUCCAGUAGUGGUCAGGAGGUGCAGUCCAGUGCCAAGGAGGUGACCCAGCUCCGGCACGGUGUCCAGGAGUUGGAGAUUGAGCUGCAGUCUCAGCUCAGCAAGAAAGCAGCCAUGGAGAAGAGCUUGGAAGACACGAAGAACCGCUACUGUGGCCAGCUGCAGAUGAUCCAGGAGCAGAUCAGUAACUUGGAGGCCCAGAUCACUGAUGUCCGGCAAGAGAUCGAGUGCCAGAAUCAGGAAUACAGCCUUCUGCUCAGCAUUAAGAUGCGGCUGGAGCAGGAAAUCCAGACCUACCGCAACCUCCUUGAGGGAGGCCAGGAAGACUUAGGCAGCUGGGGGAAGUUCUUAUACACAGGGUCUUAUGGGUUGAGGACUUCUUCAUCCUGGGGGCGGUGGGGAUCUCACUGCAUUUGGGCUUUGGGGAAGGAGGAUGUGAAUCCUCCGGAGCUGGAAAAAUUGGUCUUGGAGGUGGCCAAGGAGGUCGAGGAGGAAGUGGAGGAAGUUAUGGAAGAGGUUCCAGGGGAGGAAGUGGAGGCAGCUAUGGUGGAGGAAGUGGUUCUGGAGGUGGCUAUGGUGGAGGAAGUGGAGGUGGCCAUAGCGGAGGAAGUGGAGGUGGCCAUAGUGGAGGAAGUGGGGGCAACUAUGGAGGAGGAAGUGGCUCUGGAGGAGGAAGUGGGGGUGGCUAUGGUGGAGGAAGUGGGUCCAGGGGAGGAAGUGGAGGCAGCCAUGGUGGAGGAAGUGGUUUUGGAGGUGAAAGUGGAGGCAGCUAUGGAGGUGGUGAAGAAGGGAGUGGAAGUGGUGGCGGCUAUGGAGGAGGAAGCGGAAAAUCAUCCCAUUCCCAGUCUUCUUCCUCAAAAUCUGGUGACCAAGAUGAGACAAAAGGGAGGCCAGGGAGCAGCCUGGAGUGUGGGGCCUGCCUUUGCCCAGACGGGCUCCCUCUGA